AUGUUCUCAUGCAUUCUCAAUGUCUCCCCACCACCUCCAGCUGCUUUGACACCUAUCUCUACAUAUGGCCAUCAUUAUUCCUCGCUGCCACAGCCUGCUUUCCCUCCAUCCAACUCUUCCUACAUCACACCACCCAUCUAUCCCCCUCCAUCAUUCUUUGCACCCACCCGCCUCUCCCUCUCUCAGACUCCAGAUGAAGGGCAUUGGGAGCUCAAUAUGGAUCCGGUGACGUUUAGGGAGCUCGAGGACAUGGUCAAGAAGUAUUUGGUACAUCAACAACUUUACCCUUCUCACAUUCUUCCCUCAUCAUCCCAGACAACUCCUCCUCCUACCACAAAUCUCUUCCUGCCUCCUCCAGCCACUUUGGCACCUACACCUACAUAUGGUCAUUGUUAUCCUUCACUGCCAAAGCCUGAUUCCCCCCCGCCCAACUCUUCCUACAUCACACCACCCACAUUGUCGUCAUCAGCGGCAUCUCCUCCAACACCCCCAGGUAUGGAGGACUGCGCAGCUUGCAUUGUUUCAGCUUCAUCUUCACCAGGUAUCCCAAAAUCCCCCCCACCCAGCUCUUCCUAUGGUGUGGAUCACUUAGAGACCACUACUUAG
Molecule: messenger RNA, 606 nt
Organism: Suillus fuscotomentosus
Lineage: Eukaryota; Fungi; Basidiomycota; Agaricomycetes; Boletales; Suillaceae
Exons: 2
Coding region: 1-606 (201 amino acids)
Source: RefSeq, a predicted model, not a curated record